This is a messenger RNA of Entamoeba invadens IP1, 1290 nucleotides long. RefSeq lists its product as hypothetical. The coding region runs from base 1 to 1290 and encodes 429 amino acids. Gene Ontology annotation, biological process: vesicle-mediated transport. The record is from RefSeq and is a predicted model, not a curated record. Lineage: Eukaryota; Evosea; Mastigamoebida; Endamoebidae. Gene Ontology annotation, cellular component: intracellular membrane-bounded organelle; Mon1-Ccz1 complex. The transcript is spliced from 2 exons.
AUGUCAGCGUUGGAUUUAAUUUCACACCAGCCAAAGGACGAAAAUGUGAGGACUCUUCUUAUCUUCAACCCUGAUAUUCCAACAAAAGAAGGAGAAGAUGAGAAGAAGAUGUUAUACUGUAAUAGCAACCAAACGCAUUACUCAGACAUAGCCAAUUUGGGGCUUUUUCAAACACUAAUUGGCUUCUUCUCACAAUUCUCAAAGCCAUUAACCACAGUUAAUAUGAAAAAGACAAAGACGUUUUUGUAUUCCCCCGAACCUUCUUUUUGGGUGAGUUACACGAUUUCCGCAAACGUUCCAGCAAUCGAUGAGACGGGUGUUGAAUUUCUCAAAUUUCUAUGCGACACGUUCAUCUUCCUCAACGGGUCUUUUACAACACAACACAAUACUUUAACCCCCGAUCUCUUUGCUUUACGACUCAAAAAGUUCUUUGACAAUGUCCUUCCUGAGAACCCUAAAGAUGUAUUAACUUCUCCAGGUAAAUUUGCGGGCGUUCAAUACAAUUCUAUUGGGAAAUUACCAAUGACGCGACUUAUUAAUGUCAUGGAAGAUAUUAAAGCAAGGUUCCCGUGUAUUACCGACUUUACACUCUUCGAUAACAUGAGCUUCUUAAGUACAACCCUUUCAUACGAACUUCAAAGUACUUUGUACAACGUGUUCACAGUCAUCCGAGAAGGUUCGAUGGAUAUUGGGAAACGAUUUAGUUCGUUACGAACGGCGAAUGACGAGCGACGAAUUGUCUUUGGGGUACCCGACGAGCGCUCGAAGAGUAAAAGUUAUUUAAGUGCGACGCAAGAUAUUUUGAAUAGUUCUGUGUAUAUUAAAGAUGAAGAGAAGAAGUGGAUAGUGUAUGAGCACAAGAGAUUCUUCUUUCAUUUCUUCUUGUCUCCGGAGAACACGGAAGUCCUCAAGUUUUUAACGUUUUUAAAUAGCGAAAUGCCGGACGUGGUAGAACGCAUUUGGUCGGACGACUUUGUGAAAGAGAAGAAGAGUGUGAUGCCGAACACCAAUUUGUUCUACUUCAAUGUGACAACAUAUGUGAAACAUGGAGCUUUGUCAUUCUUUGAUAGAAACGAUAUCAUGAAAAUGGUAUCGUUUGUCGAUUUAACAAAGAACGGAGUCAGCGAAUUCUAUAUCAAAGGAGAAAACGGGAAGUGGGUUGUCUACUUGAAUAUCGGAGGGAAGGUUGUGAAGAUGGUCAGACAACUGAACAACAAUUCGAACAUCUCCAAUGCAUACGGAGACGUUAAAAGUUAUAUCAACCAGACGUUUAAGAACAUUCUGUACUAA